Dryobates pubescens (Downy woodpecker) is the source of this 4607-nucleotide messenger RNA. RefSeq names its product heparan sulfate-glucosamine 3-sulfotransferase 4 (gene HS3ST4). The coding region runs from base 215 to 1486 and encodes 423 amino acids. The transcript has 2 exons. The record is from RefSeq and is a predicted model, not a curated record. Gene Ontology annotation, molecular function: [heparan sulfate]-glucosamine 3-sulfotransferase activity. NCBI's taxonomy places the organism in Eukaryota, Metazoa, Chordata, Aves, Piciformes, Picidae.
CAGGGCGGCAACAGCGCGGGGCCGGUGGCACCGGGGCGGCAGCGCUAAGCCCCGGUGCCCGGCGGGGGGGCCGGCGGCGACCGUGCCAUGCGGGGCUCCCCCCCCCCGGCGGCGGCGGGGCGGGAGGGCAGCGGCGGCCCAUGCGGCUGGGGUGGCCGGGCGGCGGUUGACACCAUGUGCGCCCGGUGCCCGGGGCGAGGAGCGGGCAGCAGCCAUGUCCCCCCCCGCAGCCCCGCCGGGGGUGCCGGGCGGGCGCGGCUCUAAGGGGCCCCCGGCGCGAAAGCUGCUCUGUAUGUGCAGCCUCUCUCUCUGCCUCACCUACCUGUGCUAUAGCCUCAUGGGGGGCACUGGCCCCGCCGCGCUGCGCUCUCCCGCCGCGCUGCCCGGCACGGCGGCCCCGCGCCCCCCGGGGGUCCUCCCUGGCACGGCGGCCCCGCGCCCCGCCGCCAGCGCCAGCCCCAGCCCCGCCGCCCCGGCCCCCUCCGCGGCACCGACUCGGGCCUCCAACGGCAGCCGGGAAGGGGCGACAGGCUCCUGGCCGCAGUCGCCGCUGGCUCCCGGGGAGGUGAUCACGGCGCAGAGCGGAGCCUUCGAGAGGGACCCGCAGGAGUCGAGCACCACAGACGAGGAGCUGAGCCGGGCCGGCAGCCCCGGCAGCCGCGGUGUCGGCGGCAGCACGACGCCGGACUACGGGGAGAAGCGGCUGCCGCAAGCCCUCAUCAUCGGGGUGAAGAAGGGGGGGACGCGGGCGCUGCUAGAGGCAAUCCGGGCGCACCCCGACGUGCGUGCUGUGGGCACCGAGCCCCACUUCUUCGACAGGAACUACGAGAAGGGGCUGGAGUGGUACAGGAAUGUGAUGCCCAAGACGCUGGAGGGCCAGAUCACCAUGGAGAAGACCCCCAGCUACUUUGUGACCAACGAGGCCCCCAAGCGCAUUCACUCCAUGGCCAAGGACACAAAGCUGAUCGUGGUGGUGAGGAACCCGGUCACCAGGGCCAUCUCUGACUACACCCAGACGCUUUCCAAGAAGCCUGAGAUCCCCACCUUUGAGGUGCUGGCCUUCAAGAACCGAACCCUGGGGCUGAUUGAUGCCUCCUGGAGCGCGAUCCGCAUCGGGAUCUAUGCCCUGCACCUGGAGAACUGGCUCCAGUACUUCCCCCUCUCCCAAAUCCUUUUUGUCAGUGGUGAGAGGCUCAUCACUGACCCAGCAGGGGAGAUGGCCAAAGUUCAGGACUUCUUAGGCCUCAAAAGGAUUGUGACAGAGAAACAUUUUUAUUUUAAUAAAACCAAGGGAUUCCCCUGUCUAAAGAAGCCAGAGGACAGCAGUGCUCCCCGCUGCUUGGGCAAGUCCAAGGGUCGAACUCACCCCAAAAUAGACCCAGAUGUCAUCCACAGACUGCGGAAGUUUUACAAACCCUUCAAUGUCAUGUUCUACCAAAUGACAGGCCAGGAUUUCCAGUGGGAGCAGGAAGAAAGUGAUAAGUAGACCCACAAGAUCAGGAAAACAAAAGGUCUUUUCUUUUGAGAUGAGAACCGUCCUUACAGACCCAAAAUUCGCUCGGAGCUGAGGCUCAGCCUUGCAAGCGCAAGACUCUUGCGCUCUCAGGGUUGCAGCCCAAGCUGCUCCAAGAUUCCAGCUCUGGAACCUUAGUGGCAUGUCACCUCAGGUUGCACAUGGGCUGAGGAGUAGGGGGGAUGGCUGGGAGGAGAAGGAGGCAUUUGUGUCGUCAUUUUGCUGCUGGUGUGCCGCUCACAGCCAGGCAGGCAGGACCAGCACCUCCUGCCACAUCCAGCUGAGCAGGAGCGUGGCUCACAAAACCCAGCAGCACUGGGACAAACCCAGAGGUUUGAGUUCUCCUGCCCUGGCUUUUAGUUUUGCCCAAACAGCAGCAUCAGAUCUGGUGAAUUCAGGACACAUGCAUUCACAUGCACACUGGUACUUGUGUGUGGAAGGAAUAAAGCCAGUUAUGCUGCAGAGGAACUAUGUACAGGAACUUCAUUUGCACCAGACAUUUCAACUACUUGUUGCACUAAAACUUCUAUUUACCAAGUGCCACAAAACACCAGGGCCUGAUCCUCCUCCAGCUGAUGGGUGCAUCCCCACCACUGGAACAGAGGUGUUCCUGCUUUGCUGGCAUGCUCAGUGAGAUCAGAACCGGGGCCUCCCCCAGACCCCCACAUCCUGGGACCAUCCCCAGGCACCUGCUCGGAGCACGCUGGGGCCUCACUGUACGGCCAAGCUGCCGAGGCACAGUGCAGAGCCUCUGUAGCUCCUCUCAGCUAGGCUGUGCCAUGCCCUGCUCCAUGGUUUGGAGCCAGGCCUUCCUGAUGGGCACUGGGUGGCCCACCACAGGGCAGAGGUGUGGGGACAGCCCCAGUGUAGGGUCUGGGCAGGACUGACCCCUGGGGUCCCUGGCACUGCCUUUCCUUUGCACCUUGAAAACAAGAUCUGUGCUGCCUGCUGCUGACAGUCAGGUUGGCAGAAUGGGGGAGCAGCUUCACCUCUGCUUCAGAAUUGCAACUCAGCAAUUAAUUCUGAGGGUGAGUAUGGCUCUGCACAAGUAUGUGUGCUUUCUAGGGGAAAUGACCAAGGCAACCACAUUUGCAAAUCCUGGUAGAUACUGCAGAAUAAACCCAUAUCCCAACUGGAUCAUCCAGCAAGGUGCCAGGAGCUGCACACUGGAAGCAGUGGAGAGCAGACCAGCAGUGCUUUGCCACAGCUGUGCUGUUUUCAUCGCCAUCACACAGAGAAAACCAGCAAGAGAGGGAAAUAAAACAUGGAGCUGCUGCUGCUGCUGCUGCAGUGUUUCUUUUGCUUGGGUGACUUCUAAUGGCACUCAAACAUCACUGGCUGCCUGCUUUGGUUUAAUGCGUGGUGAGGAUGGCUCCAGGGGAGUGCAGCUGUGUCCCUCAUCCCCUUUUGGGUGGCAGGUCCCUGGCUGUUGGAAGGCAGUAGAGCUGUGGUGUGAGAUUGCUGUGGGAGACUCACUUUUGAUUAAAGGGGCAAGAAAUGCCUGCUGAUCCAGCUAAGCAAAUGAAAUCAGUGCUGAGCUGGGUAACAAGCUGAGCCAGCUCUGGGUUUCGUGGCCUGUGGUGUGGUUCGUUACACCAUGAAGUGGUGCUGGUGCCUUGGAUUGGAUGAAAAGAACUGAAGCCAUUUGGAACAUGUUCACUCUGGGCCAUGCUGGAGGGGCACUGCAAGGUCCCUGCUCAUGCCCUGUUAGUUCCUAUUAGCCUGAUUAGGUUAAAAUACAGCUCCUGACACAACACAGGUUUCACAGACUCACAACCCCCCCAAAUUAUGACAUGAAAAUUGGAAGUAUGUAAUAGGAAUUAUGUCACAGUGUCUCACUGAAAUGUCAGCUCAGCUCCUAAGUGAGAGCUGCUGUUCCACAGUUUGGUGCAAGCUGCUUGAAGGAGUCAGGCAGAGGACAAGGGGCUCAUCCAGGCCCCUCACCACAGGGAUAUUCAGACAUUUUUGCCUGUUCCAGGCUGCUGCAGCCAUGACACCACUGGCAUUGGUGGCUAUGAUUGGAGCCUGCUGGGGGAGAUGGCAGGACCAGUGGGUCUGGCUCUGCUGGAGGGGCUCAGAUAUGGGGGAAUGUCAUCCUGGCUCAUGGCAUGGCCAGAAUCUGGCAGGGCAGCACUGCGUGUGACCACAGCUGUUACAGCCAUCAGCAUGGUACUGGGCAUUGCCUCCAUAGCCAAAGCUGGGACAGUCAGCCUUCAUCCAUGGUUUAUCCAGGAGCAGCUUUUCUCUGAUCAAGGUCUCAUUGAACUUGGAAGAGUCCUUGAGACCUCCCUCCCUACCCAGCAGGUCUCCCUGCAAGCCCAGCCCUGGUCUGGUCUGAGCCCUGCCCCAUCAUUUCUCUCUGGGCAGCUCAGGAAGGCUUCCCUGGGAAGCAGCUCUGGUCCCCAGCUGCCAUCAAACCACUGUCACUUUCCUCAUCAUGCCCCUCGCUGAAGGGACAGAAGAUUCAAACCUGUGUGUUUGAGAACUACAACUGAGUGCAGCACCUCUCUGGGGAAGCCAUGGUGUGUGCUGGGCCAGGCAAGAGCAGCCCUCUUGCAGUGGGACCAGGUACAGUCAUGCCUGGGGUUCAGUCCUGCAGCUGGAGAGAGGAUAUGGAGGAGGGAUCCAGAGAGGGGUUCCCACAGCAGGGCCCCAUCCCCAGGAGGAGCCACCCCAUAGUUGGUGGUGCUGGGCUUGCUCCUGCCUCGCCCCACUGCCUCUGCUCCCACUCCUGCUCUUUCUGCCAUAUCUCCAGAGGUUUAUUUUUGAUACUGGUGCCAUCUCCAGCUUGGGAAGAGCUGCUGAGCACCUGGCUGGGAGAGGAAGCCCUGCUCCACUGUCCCACGGACGGUGACCACCCCAGCAGGGCAGAAUGGGACCCCUCCAGGUGCCACCAAUGUGCUACCAGGGAGCAGGAUGUGCCAGCCAGCAUGGGCCGGGGGGCACAGGGGGCUCAGGGUGGUGGUGGUAUCCUGUUCUGUUUUCCUGAGCUGUGCCCUGCCACUGCCACGCUUGAGCAGGGGCUGGCAGAGGGGUUGUAUCCUGGCUGGCCAGCCAGUGGCCUGCCAGAUGAGAGAGAGAGUCAGGUUAAUAA